Thlaspi arvense is the source of this 246-nucleotide messenger RNA. Lineage: Eukaryota; Viridiplantae; Streptophyta; Magnoliopsida; Brassicales; Brassicaceae. The record is from the annotation of a GenBank genome assembly.
AUGGCAUCUUCUAGUAGUUUGACCAUACAAUCAAGCUUCGUCUCAGCAAGAACAAGGCUCGGUUCUAUCUCCAAGCCGAAUCUCUCUGGAUUCGCGUGUCGUUCUCUUUCAAAACCCAGAAACUUGAAUCUCUCUGUUCGUUGCUCCAUGGGUUCCUCGAAUUCUUCUCAGAAAUCAGACAACGUCCAAGGUUCUGUUCUUUCGUCUUUCAUUGCUUCUUAUGUCGACCCGAUUCACGUUGUCUAG